AUGUAUCUUUUGUUCGAAGAAACCAGAGAUGCUCAGGAUCGUGAGUAUAAGGAUCUUGCUAUUGUCCACUAUCGAUGGGUGAAGAAAGUCAAUGAUGAAAAAGAAGUUGACAAUGAAGAGCCAAAGAGCGAAUCCAAAUUGCUGGAGGGGCCCGCGAAACAGAGAGCAAGAUUGGCUCAAGAAUGGCGAGAAGAGGAGGCAAGAAGGACACUACACUUGUCAAAUCUUUGCUUUAACGUGUCAGAAAAUGAUAUAGCAAAGUUCUUUGAUGGAGUUGGUCACAUACGUGACAUUCGGAUGACUAUGCGCAAAGAUGGAAUAUUCAAAAGCUAUGCCUUUGUUGAAUUUGACUCGGCUGAAUCAGCUCAGGAUGCAAUGAAGCUGCACCAUAAGCCGAUGCUGAAUCGUCCAGUUCAUCUUGCCCGUGCCUAUCCGAGAGGUCCUAGCGCUGGUGUUCAUUACUGA
Eruca vesicaria subsp. sativa (arugula) is the source of this 465-nucleotide messenger RNA. The record is from the annotation of a GenBank genome assembly. Lineage: Eukaryota; Viridiplantae; Streptophyta; Magnoliopsida; Brassicales; Brassicaceae.